Messenger RNA from Humulus lupulus (European hop), 5909 nucleotides. Its product is annotated as callose synthase 11-like. The record is from RefSeq and is a predicted model, not a curated record. Lineage: Eukaryota; Viridiplantae; Streptophyta; Magnoliopsida; Rosales; Cannabaceae. Gene Ontology annotation, cellular component: plasma membrane; 1,3-beta-D-glucan synthase complex. Gene Ontology annotation, molecular function: 1,3-beta-D-glucan synthase activity. Bases 104 to 5410 code for a protein of 1768 amino acids. Gene Ontology annotation, biological process: (1->3)-beta-D-glucan biosynthetic process. The transcript has 3 exons.
UACAGUAACUGAAAAUGGACAUUAAAUUUAAAAUUGAUUACAUUUAAUUAAUUAGUCCAAACUAGACCAGACCAGACCUGACCAGACCGCCACUGCUACUACCAUGAGACAGUACGCUCCGCCCACGCGCGGCGGCGGCCGUGGUGGAGACUCAUACGCGCAAAUUUACAACAUUAUCCCUAUCCACGACCUACUCAUGGACCACCCUUCCUUGCGGUACCCAGAGGUACGCGCCGCCGCGGCUGCCUUGAGGUCCGCCGGAGAGCUCCCUCGCUAUCCCUACGCGGUUUAUGACCCCAACCACGACCUCAUGGACUGGCUCGGAUUGUUCUUCGGUUUUCAAGGGGACAACGUUCGGAACCAGAGAGAGCACCUGGUUCUUCACUUGGCUAACUCUCAAAUGCGCCUCCAACCUCCUCCCAACAUUCCCGACCAGCUCGAGCCUUCUGUGUUGAAGAAGUAUCGCCGGAAGUUGCUUCAGAACUAUACCUCUUGGUGUUCUUAUGUUGGCCGGAAGUCUAAUGUUUUGCUCUCUAGCCGCCGCGACGGCGGCGAUACGACUCGGGAGUUGCUAUAUGUGGCUCUUUACCUUCUGGUUUGGGGUGAGGCCGGGAAUCUCAGGUUUGCUCCCGAAUGUCUUUGUUAUAUAUAUCAUCAUAUGGCUAUGGAGCUUAAUCUUCUUAUGGAUAGGAGGACUGACCCUAGCACUGGUCAGCCACAUUUGCCUUCGUUUUCUGGUGACUGUGCUUUUCUGAAGAGUGUGAUUAUGCCGAUUUACCAAACUAUUAGCGAUGAGGUUGAUAGUAGUAGAAACGGGAAGGCUCCUCACUCUGCUUGGCGGAACUACGAUGAUGUGAAUGAGUAUUUCUGGAGCCGGAGGUGCUUUUCCAGGCUGAAAUGGCCGAUAGAUUUGGGGAGUAAUUUCUUCUCCACCACGCCUAAGAACAAGCGGGUGGGGAAGACUGGGUUUGUGGAGCAGAGGUCGUUUUGGAACUUGUUUAGGAGCUUUGAUAGGCUAUGGAUUUUGUUGAUUUUGUUCUUUCAGGCUGCUGUUAUUGUUGCUUGGGAUGGUACGACGUUUCCAUGGCAGGCGUUGGAGAGACGGGACGCGCAGGUUGAGCUUCUUACUGUGUUUAUCACUUGGGGUGGUCUUCGGCUUCUUCAGUCUGUGCUCGAUGCCGGGACCCAGUACAGCUUGGUUUCGAGGGAGACAAAAUGGCUUGGUGUGAGGAUGGUGUUGAAGAGCUUGGUUGCCUUGACAUGGACUGUUGUGUUCUCAGUUUUGUAUGCAAGGAUAUGGAGUCAGAAGAAUUCUGAUAGGAGGUGGUCAUAUGGGGCCAAUCAGAGGAUUAUUACUUUUCUUGAGGCUGUUCUUGUUUUUCUUGCUCCCGAGUUGACAGCAUUGGCUCUUUUCAUUGUUCCGUGGGUUAGGAAUUUCAUCGAGGAGUUGAAUUGGAGGGUUGUUUCCUGGUUGACAUGGUGGUUCUACACUCGAAUUUUUGUGGGUCGUGGUUUGAGGGAAGGGUUAAUUGAUAAUAUCAAGUACACUAUUUUCUGGGUUGUGGUUUUGGCGUCCAAGUUCUCAUUUAGCUAUUUCCUGCAAAUCAAGCCUCUAAUUUCUCCAACAAAGGCUCUUUUGAAUCUUAAAGCCAAGUACCAUUGGCAUGAAUUUUUCAAUAGCACUAAUGAGAUAGCAAUCGUGUUGUUAUGGCUUCCUGUUAUAUUGAUUUAUAUGAUGGAUUUGCAAAUCUGGUACUCCAUAUUUUCCUCCAUGGUUGGUGCAACAAUUGGGUUAUUCUCACAUUUGGGUGAGAUUCGGAAUAUCGGGCAGCUUAGGCUCAGGUUUCAGUUCUUUGCUAGUGCUAUGCAAUUUAAUCUCAUGCCUGAGGAGCAGUUGCUAACUAAUGAUAUGACACUGAUGAAGAAGGUCCGUGAUUCUAUUCAUAGAUUGAAGCUGAGAUAUGGACUUGGUCAAGCCUUCAAGAAGAUUGAGUCAAGCCAAGUUGAAACUACCAGGUUUGCUUUGAUAUGGAAUGAAAUUGUAAUAGCUUUCAGGGAAGAAGAUCUCAUCAGUGAUUAUGAACUUGAACUUUUGGAACUGCCGCCAAAUUGUUGGAAUAUUCGGGUUAUUCGGUGGCCGUGUUUUCUCAUCUGUAAUGAAUUGUUGCUUGCGCUUAGUCAGGCAACGGAGCUGGCUGAUGAGACCGACUUGUCUCUUUGGUUGAAGAUCUGCAAGAGUGAGUAUCGACGCUGUGCUGUGAUCGAAGCCUAUGAUACUGUCAAGCAUUUUUUGUUUGUGAUUGUUAAAUAUGGCACAGAAGAGUACUUGAUUGUUGAGAGAUUUUUUAACGAGAUAGAUAAUUGCAUUCAGAGAGGAAAGUUCACGGUAGAGUACAAGAUGUCUUUGCUUCCACAAAUUCAUGGCAAGUUGAUUUUACUUAUUGAGCUGCUGUUGAACCCAAAGAGAGAUAUAGACAGAGCAGUAAAUUUAUUGCAGGCCUUAUAUGAACUUUCAGUUCGUGAACUACCAAAGGCGAAGAAGUCCAUUGAGCAGUUAAGGCGAGAAGGAUUGGCUAGUCUCAAUCCGGCUAAUGAGACAGAUUUGCUAUUUGAAAAUGCAGUUGUGUUUCCUCCUGCUGAGGAUGCAAUCUUCUAUAGGCAACUCAGGCGCCUGCAUACAAUAUUAACUUCUAGAGACUACAUACAUAACGUCCCAAAGAACAUUGAGGCGAGAAGACGCAUUGCUUUUUUUAGCAAUUCCCUAUUUAUGAACAUGCCUCGUGCUCCGGUGGUUGAGAAAAUGAUGGCUUUCAGUGUUCUGACACCUUACUAUGAUGAAGAUGUACUGUUUAAACUAGAUGGGCUUCGGAAAGAUAAUGAAGAUGGCAUUUCCACACUGUUUUAUCUGCAGAAGAUCUAUGAAGAUGAGUGGACUAACUUUAUGGAGCGAAUGCGCAGAGAAGGCUUGGAGCAUGAUGAGCAGGUAUGGGUCGAAAAGGGAAGAGAUCUGCGGCUUUGGGCAUCAUACAGAGGCCAGACGCUAUCUCGCACUGUCCGGGGAAUGAUGUACUACUAUAGGGCCCUUCAGAUGCUUGCUUUUCUUGAUGAUGCGUCUGAGAUGGACAUAAGAGAAGGAUCACAGCAAAUUGCUUCUCACGGCUCUGCAAAAAGAAACAGAGGUUUUGAAGGUAUGCAGCCAGUGAAGCCACCAACUUCACGGAAUCUUGGCAGAGCAGGUAGUGGUGUAGGUCUUUUGUUUAAAGGGCAUGAGUAUGGAUGUGCUCUAAUGAAAUUUACAUAUGUGGUAGCGUGCCAACUGUAUGGUCAACAUAAAGCAAGGGGAGACCCCCGUGCUGAUGACAUUUUAUAUUUAAUGAAAAACAAUGAGGCCCUUCGAAUCGCCUAUGUUGAUGAGUUUAACUUUGGUAGAGAAGAUGCUGAGUAUUACUCUGUUCUUGUUAAGUAUGAUCAACAACUGGGAAGAGAGGUGGAGAUUUAUCGGAUCAGGUUGCCUGGUCCCUUGAAACUUGGGGAAGGCAAGCCAGAAAAUCAAAACCACGCCAUCAUUUUCACACGGGGUGAUGCAAUUCAAACCAUUGACAUGAACCAAGAUAAUUAUUUUGAGGAGGCACUCAAGAUGCGGAAUUUAUUAGAGGAGUUUAAGGUCAAUUACGGUCUUAGGAAGCCAACCAUUUUGGGUGUUCGGGAGAACAUUUUCACAGGUUCUGUGUCGUCACUCGCUUGGUUCAUGUCUGCCCAGGAAACAAGUUUUGUGACUCUGGGUCAGCGUGUUUUGGCAAAUCCUUUAAAGGUGAGAAUGCACUAUGGUCAUCCAGAUGUGUUUGAUAGAUUCUGGUUUUUGCCUCGGGGAGGGAUCAGCAAAGCUUCUAAAGUAAUCAAUAUCAGCGAGGAUAUAUUUGCUGGCUUUAAUUGCACCCUUCGAGGGGGCAAUGUAACUCACCAUGAGUAUAUACAGGUGGGCAAAGGGAGAGAUGUUGGACUGAACCAGAUCUCCAUGUUUGAAGCUAAGGUGGCCAGUGGCAAUGGUGAGCAGGUCUUGAGCAGAGAUGUGUAUCGUUUGGGUCAUAGAUUGGACUUCUUUCGAAUGCUAUCAUUUUACUACAGUACUGUAGGGUUCUAUUUCAACACAAUGAUGGUGAUACUUACUGUUUAUACAUUUUUGUGGGGGCGCCUUUAUCUUGCUCUUAGUGGGGUUGAGGAUGCAGCUAAUAGAAAUACCAGCAACAAUAAAGCCCUUGGUGCAAUCUUGAAUCAGCAGUUUGUUAUACAGCUUGGUAUCUUCACUGCCCUUCCUAUGAUAGUUGAGAACUCUCUCGAGCAUGGCUUCCUCCCAGCAAUUUGGGAUUUCUUGACUAUGCAGUUUCAGCUUGCGUCAUUGUUUUACACGUUUUCUAUGGGAACGCGCACCCAUUUCUUUGGUCGCACUAUUCUUCAUGGGGGUGCGAAGUACCGAGCAACUGGACGUGGAUUUGUGGUGCAGCACAAGAGCUUUGUUGAGAACUAUCGACUUUAUGCUCGAAGCCAUUUUGUCAAGGCAAUUGAGCUUGGGGUUAUUUUAACAGUGUACGCUUCUCAUAGCCCCAUGGCUGACAAUACUUUUGUUUACAUUAUCAUGUCGAUGUCCAGCUGGUUUCUUGUAGUGUCGUGGAUAAUGUCUCCUUUUGUGUUCAACCCUUCUGGCUUUGAUUGGCUGAAAACUGUAGAUGACUUUGAGAUUUUCAUGAAUUGGCUAUGGUUUACUGGUGGGGUGUUUACAACUGCUGAUCAUAGCUGGGAAAGAUGGUGGUAUGAAGAGCAAGAUCACCUGAAAACAACCGGUCUUUGGGGAAAGUUGUUGGAGAUUAUUUUAGAUCUCCGAUUCUUCUUCUUCCAAUAUGGUGUUGUGUACCAGUUGGGCAUUACCGGUAAAAACACCAGUAUAGCUGUUUAUUUGCUGUCUUGGAUAUACAUGGUUGUGGCUGUUGGGAUUUAUAUGAUCAUGGCAUAUGCCCGUGACAAAUACGCUGUAAAGGACCAUAUGUACUAUCGACUUGUCCAACUUCUUGUCAUUUUAGUUUUAGUACUUGUGGUAGUUCUACUGCUGGAGUUCACUCACUUCAAGUUCCUUGAUAUAGUAACAAGUCUCUUGGCCUUUGUCCCCACUGGGUGGGGCAUCAUUUUAAUAGCCCAGGUUCUUAGACCAUUUUUACAGUCUACAGUGGUUUGGGAGACGGUGGUAUCAGUGGCUCGGAUGUAUGAUAUGCUGUUUGGAGUGAUUGUUAUGAUGCCCAUGGCAUUGCUCUCUUGGUUACCUGGAUUUCAAGCAAUGCAAACUAGAAUCCUAUUCAAUGAAGCAUUCAGCAGGGGGCUUCAGAUAUCGCGUAUUCUUACCGGCAAAAAGACCAACUGAGGAGAUCGUAAAGGGUAUGAGAUGGAAUCAGCAGCCACCUUUAAUUCCACUGACAAAAGAAGACUGUAUGUGCUGUCUCAUGAGGUUCUUCGUUUAAAAAAGUUAAACAUUGGUUUUCACUUCAUCAAAUUGCAUCACCCUGCUACUGCUCUACUUGAGAAAUGCCCAGAGGGCAUGAGAUGUGGAAGAGUGGCCAUAGAUUAGACUGACGCAAGUAGUUUUUCAGUUUGUAUGUAAUUUUUUUUGUUUGUUUGGUGGUGUUGAGCAAGUUAGGUUUUGAUCUUCAAUUUCCCUAGCCAGAGGCAUUGUUAUGAUGCAAAUUGGGUACUAAUAGGACUAACGUUAUUGUAAGUGACAGAGCUUGUUGCUUUUUGUUCUCAUUAAUUAGCUUAGCUAUUUUCUAGUUUUGUACAUAUGCCAUUUGUUCAAUUAUAUGUAAUUGCUUAGGCUACUCAAAAGCAUAUGUUAAUUAAUGGAGUUUUCAUUUUUCCUGAUUCAA